Molecule: messenger RNA, 4280 nt
Organism: Branchiostoma floridae (Florida lancelet)
Lineage: Eukaryota; Metazoa; Chordata; Leptocardii; Amphioxiformes; Branchiostomatidae
Product: tRNA modification GTPase GTPBP3, mitochondrial-like
Exons: 8
Coding region: 237-1886 (549 amino acids)
Biological process (GO): tRNA wobble uridine modification; tRNA methylation
Cellular component (GO): cytoplasm; mitochondrion
Molecular function (GO): GTPase activity; protein binding; GTP binding
Source: RefSeq, a predicted model, not a curated record
GAGCAGGGCAAGUAUUCCACAGCACCAAUCAGAAGCAGCGACACAUAAACCGGUCUUCCCCAAACCAAGAUGGCGGAAGGAGUUUGUGACUUGUGAGUGUAUCCUGAUUAUGUUUGUCAUUUCCUCUCUUGAAAUGAGAACAUCUAAACAUCUUUCUAGAGCAAAGGUGUUUCUAGACAGCUCACUGACUUCUAGGAACGCGGUUUGUGCCUCGCACUUGCAGAGAAUUCGGUAAUAUGGCGUUUGUAAGAAAAUGUCGUCUGCUAGGACUGUGUAGCAGAAGACUGGCGCACGUGGCGAGAACAAAACAUCAGACUGCUUCCUCCCUGUUUACCCCAGACUUUGUGCAACAAUACCAUCCUUGGGGCGUUUCUGCACGUUUCUCCAGCUCAGCUCACGAGUAUGGGUUUGACAGUACGAUUUUCGCUCUGUCCUCGGGGCACGGGAAGUGCGGGGUGGCGGUGGUGCGGGUCACGGGGCCACACGCGUCAUCCGCCGUACGGCUGCUGACCAGGCGCCCGGUGCUGCCCGCGGUGAGACGAGCGGCGCUGAAGAGACUGUACGAUUCCACAGGAGAGCCACUUGACAGAGGCUUGGUCAUCUGGUUCCCAGGUCCACACAGUUUUACAGGAGAGGACAGCUGUGAGUUCCAUGUCCAUGGUGGUCCUUCUGUGGUCACCUCUCUCCUGCAGGCCCUGGGGAACAUGGAGGGGCUUAGGCCUGCGGAGGCCGGGGAGUUCACCAAGAGGGCGUUUCAGAACGGGAAACUUGACCUGACGGAGGUUGAGGGUCUAGCUGACCUGAUCCACGCCGAGACAGAAGCGCAGCGGAAACAGGCACUGCGCCAGAUGGAGGGUGACCUCAGCAGACUGUACUCUGAUUGGUCUAGGAGAUUACUGAAGUGUGUUGCCAAUGUGGAAGCAUACAUAGACUUCAGUGAAGAUGAGAACAUUGAGGCUGGUGUGCUGGAUGAUGUGGAGAGGGAGGUGUGUCAAUUGAGAGAAGAGCUGGAGCGUCACCUUAGCGACGGUCGCCGUGGUGAGAGACUGAGGAGUGGGGUGCAGGUGGCCAUUCUGGGCAAACCCAACGUGGGAAAGAGCAGUCUGCUUAAUGCUGUGUGCCAGAGACCCGCCGCCAUCGUCACUCCUGUCGCCGGCACCACCCGGGACGUGGUGGAGUCUGCCGUGAACCUGGGCGGGUACCCGGUGUUGCUAAGCGACACGGCAGGGCUGCGGGAGACGGAGGACAUUGUUGAACAGGAGGGGGUACGGAGAGCCAGACAGAGAGCACAGCAAGCUGACAUCUCAGUCUUGGUGUUGGAUGCUACAGAUGUCAUGGCUGCCGUAUCCCGGCAACCAGGUCACUACUUGACUUUACAGCAGUACGUACAGGAUCACAUCCCUGACCUCGGCCUACAGGGCACCACGUUUGACACAAACGACGGGACCACCAACCCAACAGACUCGUACCUUAUCGUGGUGAACAAGUCAGACUUGGUGGAUGCAGGAGGAAGUCUUGGGACUCUCCUGGCGAGUUCGGAGCUCGCAACCGAGGGGGACGGAGCAAGGGACGGCGAUGUGUGCGUGAUGUCGUGUCUGACGGGGGAAGGCAUGGAUGGGUUCUUACAGCUCCUGCAGCUCAAGGUCAAACUCAUGUGUGGGAACCCCCUGGCAGGGAACCCGAGUUUCACGCAGGCUCGUCACAGGGCACACCUGACCGCCUGUUUACAGGCGCUGACAUCAUACGCGGGAAUGUGCGAGCGAGACCUGGUGCUGGCGGCGGAGGAGCUGAGGACGGGUCUGAGACACCUUGGGAAGAUCACAGGGAAGAUGGGGGCAGAGGAGAUACUGGAUGUCAUCUUCAGGGACUUCUGCAUCGGGAAGUGAUGGACACACAUAUGGGACUUCUGUAUACCUUCAAAAUAUUCUGAGAAAGAAACAACAGGAAAUUCCUGCCCUGUCCUAUUUGCCAACAGCAAAUUUUGUUGGCCCCUCAUUAAAACAUGAGAGAUCAAAAAACAUUAAGAAAGAGACAUUAUUUAUUCCAGAAUUAGCCCAUGUGAAACCUUGUCCCCUAUGGGCAUGCUGCUAACACAGACUGUUAACAAUAGUAUAUACAACUUUGCAUAGAAAAUACAUACCUUAACCCCCGCUAUACACGUCUAUAUAUAAAGAUAGCAGUGUGCAUAUGUAUAUGCAUCAUAAUGAAAGAUCUAACAAAUGUUACUCCCUCUUUUAUAGGUCUAAUAAUAAUAUAAUAUAAUUUCUACAUUUCACUCUGUGGAAGCAAAACUAAUAGUUUAAAACAUGAUUACUGCUUUUUUACAGGAGAAACCUGGAAAACUCUGUUCUGAAGACAAAAUAACACCCAUAAUUGGUUGUACCCAUGUGUAAACCUGUAUCUGUUCUACAGGUGUAAUAAUUACACACUUUAUAUAUCUGAGAUAUUGUUGGUAAAUUUGACUUUGUACACUCUCUCAGAAACCAUGUACUUGCAAUGACAGUACAGUAAAACUUGUGACAUCAUGACACCAUCCUCUUCCAUGAAAACCUACUGGGUUCUUUGUGUGAUUCUGUGUGAGUAUGGGAGUCCCUGUAAACUAACCAUGAUGGCACCCUGGACACUGAUUCUUUGAUUGUAAAAGUUUUAUCUGAUAUAAAGCUGAAGGUAACAGGUAUAAGAAAAGACUCUCACUGCUCUCCAAGCAGAGGUUAGGCUCCAACUGUUUUUUAAACAUUUUUAGUCGUUUUUAUCGGGCUUUCUAUUUUGUAUUUUAUCUUGCUGUGUCAAAAAGUUUGGCUGGCGUACUUCAAGAAAAAUGACGAAAUAGAAAGCCUGAUAAAAACGACUAAAAAAACAGCCGGAGCCUAACCUCUGCUUGGAGAGUAGACUCUCACCACUCUAGCAAGUAUAACAAAUCAAGCUGUCCAAUCUGUUAACUACAGAAUUCUGCUUUCCACAAUUUUAGAAGUCCGAAUGAAUCUAACAGCUAAUGCUCAGCACAGAUGUUAAUUCCUGACACAUGGUAGAUUAUAAGUCAAUGUAGAACAACAGUAACAGCAGAAAUCAUGUCCUUAUCCUUUCAUAAGAAUGAUAAAAGGUAACUCUUUAGUAAGGCGUAUACAUAUCAAUACUAAUCAUAUAUUGCAACUGCAUGACGUACAGCACCGACCCCACCACCAGUCUUAUAUCAACAUUACACUAUGUACAGGGUUGAACCUUCUGGCCCAUAUUCUCACCAUGUAAAACCUCUCGUCAGGCCAAACCAAACCAGUCUUUUGUUUCCUGUCCUUAAAGGCUUUAUAAGUGAACCUGGUAGCAAAAGCUUUGUACAAUUUCGGGGAUGCAUAAAUCGCACUGGUAAUUUGUGUACACGCAAUAUCAACAGCCAUUAGGCCAGGAAACAAGGAAAUGCAUUGGUUUUGCCUGUAAAUUUUGUCUUUUUUCUAUUUUCUUUGAAUAAUGCAAAUAUUACUGAAGAAAAGCUAUCAAACCUUACAGGAAAUACUGCAACAGCAUGAAAAAGUGAAAGAAAUUUACAGCAAAAUGAACCAACAAAAACUGUAGACCUUUAAGCUCUGCAGUGAAAAAAAAUAACAUGAGAUUUUCACCUUACUGUAAAAUGUAAAUGAAGAUAGACGAGUUUAACAUAUAAGUGGCAUUAACCAAUACUGGGGUAAUUUGGUGGUAGCACUGCUGACACUCACUAUUCCCAUCUAUGGUAAUUUCAUUACAGUGUGUUUCUCCACCACAUAUCACUAUUUCAGCUCCAGAUAAAUGCUACCUUCCAAUACAAAAGUAUUUCAAAUGUACCACCAUGAAGGAACCCAUAGACUCAGGGUUCAAUGCUUCAAUGCUUCACCACUACGAAGCAACGUGUCAUUCAGGAAUAUCCAUGAAAAUUAUAUCAAAGGACAGUACUUGAAGUAUUCAACACAAUUUCACUGCUUCUGACAUGAUUGGAACGACAGACACUUAACGUGCAAUUUUGCAGCCACUUAGACCCAAAGUUACAAAUUCCGAGUGAUUCAGUGCACUAAAACAGCAACUUGUGCAAAAGUUUAAGUUUGUUUACUGGUAACUCUUGAUCAUCUGUGGGUGCUUCAGUGCACCAAAUCAGUAGUGCAGGUUUAAGGCAUCUGGGAAUGAUAAUGGCAGAAAUGAAACACCAACAUCUCAGCACCUGUCUACUUCACAACAAAGCCUCCAACAAAAUUCACCAAAACUGUCGAGGAUGACCGCUGUAGCAGCAAUGUGUGCAACAAACUUACAUGUAAAUG